AUGGGGCGGCUGGAUGGGAAGAUCAUCCUGUUGUCUGCAGCAGCACAGGGCAUUGGCCGAGCAGCUGCUCUUGCUUUUGCUAAAGAAGGAGCCAAAGUCAUUGCUACAGACAUCAAUGAGUCUAAAUUGCAAGAACUGGGGAAAUAUCCAGGCAUUGAAAUACGAGUUCUGGAUGUCACGAAAAAGGAGCAGAUAGAAAAUCUGGCCAAGGAGAUUGAAAAGAUUGAUGUCCUCUGUAACAUUGCAGGGUUUGUUCAUCAUGGAACCAUUCUGGAGUGUGAGGAGCAAGACUGGGACUUCACAAUGAACCUCAAUGUUCGCAGCAUGUAUCUAAUGAUCAAGAUGUUCCUUCCAAAGAUGCUUAAACAGAAAUCUGGAAAUAUUAUAAAUAUGUCUUCUGUGGCAUCCAGCAUCAAAGGAGUUGUGAACAGGUGUGUCUACAGUACUUCAAAGGCAGCAGUUAUUGGGCUAACAAAGGCUGUGGCUGCUGAUUUCAUUGAACAAGGCAUCAGAUGCAACUGCAUAUGUCCUGGAACUGUUGACACACCAUCUUUACAGGAGAGAAUCCAAGCCCGACCAAACCCAGAACAGGCAUUGAAAGACUUUCUAGCCAGACAGAAGACUGGCAGGAUGGCUACUGCUGAAGAAGUGGCCCAUCUCUUUGUGUACUUGGCCUCUGAUGAAUCUGCCUAUGUGACUGGUAAUGAACUAAUCAUCGAUGGAGGAUGGAGCUUGUGA
Molecule: messenger RNA, 738 nt
Organism: Cinclus cinclus
Lineage: Eukaryota; Metazoa; Chordata; Aves; Passeriformes; Cinclidae
Gene: BDH2
Product: 3-hydroxybutyrate dehydrogenase 2
Exons: 9
Coding region: 1-738 (245 amino acids)
Biological process (GO): siderophore biosynthetic process
Cellular component (GO): cytoplasm
Molecular function (GO): 3-hydroxybutyrate dehydrogenase activity
Source: RefSeq, a predicted model, not a curated record